This is a messenger RNA of Penicilliopsis zonata CBS 506.65, 1461 nucleotides long. RefSeq lists its product as hypothetical. The transcript has a single exon. Gene Ontology annotation, molecular function: carbohydrate:proton symporter activity. NCBI's taxonomy places the organism in Eukaryota, Fungi, Ascomycota, Eurotiomycetes, Eurotiales, Aspergillaceae. Gene Ontology annotation, biological process: transmembrane transport; carbohydrate transport. The coding region runs from base 1 to 1461 and encodes 486 amino acids. The record is from RefSeq and is a predicted model, not a curated record. Gene Ontology annotation, cellular component: membrane.
AUGCAAGGCAACCUUGUCAAACUGUACCUCCUCCUGCUCGCCCCGCUGAUCACCUCGGCCUCAUGGGGCUUCGAUCUGAGUCUGACGAACAGUCUGCAGUCUGUGGAUGUGUUCAUGAAUCAUUUCGGCAACCCGAUCGGAGCCACGCUCGGGUUCUACGGCGCCUCGGUGUCGGUCGGCGGACUGUGCGCUCUUUUUGUGUCGAGCACCAUCGUCGGCCGAUGGGGUCGACGCAUGGCAUGCUUCCUCGGGUCAGCGAUUGUGAUUGGGAUGACGGUGAUGGAGUUCUUCGCCAGCACAUUCCACGUCUUCGUGGCGGGUAAGCUGCUGCUGGGUUUCGGCGCCGUGUUGCAGCAGAUCGGGGGGCCAAUUCUUGUCACCGAACUGGCGCACCCGGCUCAUCGUGAGGCUCUGACUUCGCUCUACAACACGAGCAUCUAUAUCGGACUCAUUAUCGGGUCGUGGACUGCCUUUGGCACGUACAGCAUCUCCAACAAUUGGUCGUGGCGGAUCCCGGUCCUCGUGCAGAUCGGCCUUCCCGUCUAUCAGCUCCUCACAAUCUUCCUCUGCCCUGAAUCUCCCCGCUGGCUCGUCCUCCGCGGCCGACACGAGGAAGCCCGCGAUAUUCUCAUCAAGUACCAUGGUGGCGGAGUCGAGACCGACACCGUCAGGGCCGAAUUCGCGGAGAUUCUUGCGGGCGUGGAGGUCGACCGAUCACAGAUGGAAUGGAAUGUUGCCAGCAUCAAAGCCCUGUUAGGCAGUCGUGCGAAUCAGCGCCGACUAUGGGUUUCCUUUGUGACCGGAGUGGGCUCCCAGUGCGCCGGCUCAAGCCUGAUCUCAACGUAUCUGCCGGAAGUGCUCGAGCAGGUCGGGUACUCGUCCUCCAAGCAGAAAACGCUCAUCAACGGAAUUAUCUAUAUCUUCUGCUGGCUCGUCAGCAUCGUGGGCGCACUGUUGGCGCCUCGUCUCCGUCGCCGGACGUUGUUUCUCUUCUCUACCACGGGCAUGCUGGCCUCUUUCAUCGUCUGGACGGCCCUCUCGGCGCAGUACGUCAUGACAGGGGCUCGGGGAAUGGGCCUCGGCGUUGUAGUCAUGCUGUUUGUGUAUGAAGCCUUCUAUUCUCUGUGCUGGCUGCCCAUGGUGGUGACCUAUCCGCUGGAGCUGGUCACCACGAAGCAGCGGGGUGUGUUUUACUCUUUCACCAGCUUCAGCAUCUCUGCGUCUUCGUUCGUCAUUAGUUAUCUGAACCCCAUCGGGCUGGAGAAUAUCACAUGGCGAUAUUAUAUCAUCCAGACAGUAUUUAUUGCCUUGCUUGUGGUCAUCAUUUACUUUACCUUCCCGGAGACCAAGGGGCUCUCGCUGGAAGAGGUGGCAGCUGUGCUGGAUGGAAAGCAGGAAUUCAACCAGGCUGUGGAGGCUAUUGUUGAAAAGGUUCCUCAAGAGAGUAUUGCGGCUGUAUAG